AUGGGAAGAAAAAAUAGGGAUUUAUCAUAUUUAAAGCCAUUUUGUUUUUACUGUGAUAAAACAUUCAAAAAUGAAGUUUAUCUACAUCAGCACUAAAAGGCUAAGCACUUUACUUGUUAAAGGUGUUUUAAGAAGUUUUCAUCUUGUGAUUCUUUGAAAAAUCACGUUGAAUCUGCUCAUCAUGAAGUUUUAACGAAAAUACCAAAUGCUGCUGGAGACAGGAGUGAUAUAAAGAAUAAGAUUUUUGGAAUGCAAGGUGUCCCAAGAGUUGAGAUUGAAAAAAGAAUCAGAAAAGGAGCUGAGGAAUAUUGGACAAAGAUUCUAAGUGCGUAAUAUCAAUAGAGAAGGAAAGAAAACAAAUUAAGAAUUAAGCAAAAUAAAUUAGUAGCUAAAUAAGAGAAUGCACAGGACAUCAAACAAGAUGUAAUUUUAUUAAUUAACUAAUCAAGAAUGAAUAAGAAGAAAUCAAUUAAUAUGAAUAUAAUCCAGAAGCUAAACCAAUCAGCUUUGAUCUUGAUUUUGAUUAAUUACCAAAAUAAUGAGGUAUUUUAAUAAUGA
Messenger RNA from Paramecium tetraurelia, 558 nucleotides. RefSeq lists its product as uncharacterized. The record is from RefSeq and is a predicted model, not a curated record. The transcript is spliced from 2 exons. NCBI's taxonomy places the organism in Eukaryota, Ciliophora, Oligohymenophorea, Peniculida, Parameciidae.